Messenger RNA from Marmota monax (woodchuck), 565 nucleotides. It is a transcript of the gene Sycn, whose product is annotated as syncollin. Gene Ontology annotation, biological process: exocytosis. Gene Ontology annotation, cellular component: secretory granule membrane. The transcript is spliced from 2 exons. The record is from RefSeq and is a predicted model, not a curated record. Bases 49 to 453 code for a protein of 134 amino acids. NCBI's taxonomy places the organism in Eukaryota, Metazoa, Chordata, Mammalia, Rodentia, Sciuridae.
CGGCUCAGGUGCACAAAACCGCGAGGGGGCCAGCCCUGCCGUGUCACCAUGUCCCUCCUGGGCCCGCUGCUGCUGGCCCUGGCCCUGGUGGCUGUGCCGGGUGCCCAGGGCACCUGCCCGGUGCCGGCCGACCUCAAGGGCGAGGAUGGGACUCGCACCUGCGCCAAGCUCUACGACAAGAGCGACCCCUACUACGACAACUGCUGCCGGGGCGCCGAGCUCUCGGUGGAGCCGGGCGCCGACCUGCCCUUCCUGCCCUCGGGCUGGGCCAACACGGCGUCCUCGCUGGUGGUGGCGCCGCGCUGCGAGCUCACCGUGUGGUCCCGCGCGGGCAAGGCCGGCAAGACGCGCAAGUUCUCCUCGGGCUCCUACCCGCGCCUGGAGGAGCUGCGCCUCGGGAUCUUCGGGGACUGGUCCAACGCCAUCUCCGCGCUGUACUGCAGGUGCUACUGAUCCCGGAGUCUCCCACUGCAGCCCCCACCCAGCCCCGGCCUCAAGACCCAGGAGGAGGGCGCCUUCAGCCCGCCACCCGCCACCCUGUCUGCAAUACAGCCCUUGACAAGUU